Umbelopsis ramanniana AG is the source of this 4351-nucleotide messenger RNA. RefSeq lists its product as uncharacterized. Gene Ontology annotation, biological process: transmembrane transport. Gene Ontology annotation, molecular function: ATP hydrolysis activity; ABC-type transporter activity; ATP binding. The coding region runs from base 177 to 4331 and encodes 1384 amino acids. Lineage: Eukaryota; Fungi; Mucoromycota; Umbelopsidomycetes; Umbelopsidales; Umbelopsidaceae. Gene Ontology annotation, cellular component: membrane. The record is from RefSeq and is a predicted model, not a curated record. The transcript is spliced from 12 exons.
AAUCUUCCAAGCAAUGUCGAUCACCGCCGCAGCUUCGGUUACUCGCUUUCAAAUUUUUUUUUGUCAAAGAGGGAAAUAUUUCGCCCACGCCUUCUUUUCCUUUCUUUUUCUUUGAUCAUUUCUUUUACCCACUUGUAUACCUUUCAUCACUCUGCUAUCCGUUGACAGAAAACAAGAUGGGUAUCUUCAAACGACGACCUCCACCGCCUUUGCCGACUGAAGAGACAGCUCUUCCACAAGAUAAAGCAAAUCCCCUUUCAAAGAUCACCUUCCAAUGGGUCAACUCAAUCAUGACAACUGGGUUCAAGCGUCCUUUAGAAAAGGAAGAUUUAUAUACGCUGCCGGACUGGCGACUCUCACGGAACCUAACGGCAACGUUUCAGGAGCAUUGGAAACGUCAAUUGAAGCGAAAGACACCAAACUUGUUCUAUGCCCUCAACCAAACCUUCGGUCUUAAAUUCUGGUAUGGUGGUUUAUGUCGAUUGACCGCCGAUACUCUACAGAUCACUUCACCACUCGUUAUUCAGCAAAUUCUCCAAUUCUGUCAAGAGAGCUAUGGCAGCUCCAACCCUCCUCCCAUCGGUACUGGUAUAAUGUGGUGCAUAAUUCUCUAUGUCAUGCAAGUUGCAUCUACCAUUUUUAUGCAACAGUACUUCCAGCUCUCUGCAAUUACCGGUCUUAUGUGUAGAACAGUUCUAAUCUCAAGCAUCUACCAAAAGAGCAUGGUUCUAAGUGGCAAAGCUCGCAUGAACUUUACUAUGGGCAAGAUCACCAACCUCAUGUCAACCGACACUACCCGUAUUGAUUUCAUUUGUGGAUAUUUCCAUAUUAUCUGGGCAGCGCCAGUAGAAAUUUUGAUUGGAUUGGGAUUACUCAUCCGCAACUUGGGUGUAUCAGGUUUGGCUGGUUUCGCUAUCAUGAUCAUUAUGGCACCUCUUCAAACCAAGGUUAUGCGGAUGCUUUCCAAGUUGCGGCGGAAAGCUGUGUUGAUUACGGAUAGUCGCGUUAAGCUGACUCAGGAAAUGUUGAACGGCAUCAAGGUCAUCAAGUUCUAUGGAUGGGAGGACAGUUUCAGUGACCAACUUCAUAACUUGCGUUCAAAGGAAUUGACUUAUAUUCGUAGUCUGAUGGUGUUGCGUUCUGUCAUUAUGGGCGUUGCCAUGACAAUCCCAGUCAUAGCCUCUAUUCUAUCGUUCAUUACCUAUAGCUUGACUGGUCACAUUUUGGAGCCAUCCUUGAUUUUCUCGUCUUUAACCAUCUUCAAUCUCGUCCGCAUGCCACUCAUGUUCCUUCCUAUGGUCAUUGGUGCCUUCGUGGAUGGACAAGUUUCUUUGAACCGUAUUCAGGAAAUGUUCCUCGCUGACGAGCUUGAAAAGCUUCCUGAAGUUAAUUACGAUGCCAAGGAUGCUAUUUUAAUCGAAGACGGUGAUUUUGUCUGGCAAAGCGCUGCGCCUUCGCACCUCACUGCUGAAAAGGAAGGAAAAGGCGGCAAAGGACAAAGUAAAGCGAAGUCAUCCGGUUUAAAGAACAAGUUUAAAAAUUUAAGAAAGAACGACAAAACUGCUGACGACAAGGACGACAACUCAGAAAGUACGACUGUUGGUGUUCAAGAUGAAAAAGCUCAACCUAAAGACAGCAGCGAGUACGAGCCAGAACCUUUCUUGCGAAAUAUCAAUGUUUGCAUCCCACGUGGUUCUUUGGUUGCCGUUGUCGGUGCCGUUGGAUCUGGAAAAUCUUCUUUACUCAACGCCUUGGUAGGAGAAAUGAAACAGACGAAAGGAGAUGUCGUUUUUGGUGGUGAUGUUGGGUAUUGCCCGCAAACUGCAUGGAUUCAAAACAAUACGGUUAAGAACAACAUUCUUUUUGGUCUUCCAUUGGAUGAAGCAAGAUAUCAGCAAGUUAUCAAGGACUGUGCCUUAGAACCAGACCUUCAAAUAUUGCCAGAUGGCGAUGCUACUGAAAUCGGUGAAAGAGGAAUCAAUUUGUCCGGUGGACAAAAGCAAAGAAUCAAUUUGGCACGAGCAACCUAUUACAAUGCGGAUAUUUUGCUGCUUGACGACCCUCUGAGCGCUGUAGAUGCUCACGUUGGCAAGCAUCUUUUCGAAAAGUGUAUUUGCACUGCCUUGGCCGGAAAAACUCGCGUUUUGGUCACUCAUCAAUUGCACGUACUUCCCAAAGUCGAUUACAUUUUGGUUAUGAAGGAGGGUGAAAUUGCCGAAGAAGGUACCUUCACUCAGCUUUUGGAAAACAAAAAUGAAUUUUCAGUGCUCAUGGAAGAAUACGGAGGUGUGGAUCACGCUGAAGAAGAGGAUGUCGAUGAGGUUACCACAUCAGCUAUCAAAUCGGAAGGAAAGAAGGUCACUGAGGAAACUGGACCAGGAGUACCGAGCAAAGCAUUGAUGACCACCGAAGAACGCAACACAGGCGCCGUCCAAGCCCAUAUUUACAAAUAUUGGAUUGAUAACGCAGGUGGAUGGCUGACUGUCUUUGUCAUUGUCUUUUUCCUCUGCCUAAUGCCAACAAGUAAUAUUGGAACCAACCAAUGGCUAUCAUAUUGGUCUUCGUAUGAUGCUCCCCAAGGUAUCAAUCAAAGCCCACCAACUGAUUACCGCACAGGAUACUUUAUGGGUGUAUAUGCUGCCUUGGGUGUCGCCCAAGCUAUUUGCAAUUUCAUGGUGUCCUUCUGCUUUUCUAUUGCUGGUGUUGCAGCUGCCAAAUCUUUACACGGCCAUGCUGUCCAUUCAAUUUUCCGUGCACCCAUGGCUUUCUUCGAUACCACUCCCAUUGGUCGUAUCAUGAAUCGCUUCAGUAAAGACAUUGAUGCUAUCGAUAACUUGCUUGCUGAUUCUAUGCGACAGUUUUUUGGUACUUUGAUCCAAGCUGUUGGAACCUUUGUAUUGAUCUCCGUAUACUUCCCAGUAUUCCUUGCACCUUUGUUUGUCCUACUGGUCCUUUACUAUUUCGCAGCUAUCUAUUACCGCAGCACAUCGAGAGAAUUGAAGCGACUUGAUUCUAUCUUAAGAUCCACUAUAUAUGCUCACUUUGGCGAAUCACUCAGCGGCCUUGCAACUAUCCGAGCAUAUAGAGAACAGAGUAGAUUUAUCAAGAAUAACCAAGAUUACACGGAUUUAGAGAACAGGGCAUACUAUCUCAGUAUCACAAUUCAGCGCUGGCUGGCUGUACGACUUGAGACUAUUGCCAACACCAUGAUUUUGUUCGUCACGAUCUUCUCAGUAGUGUACCGCAUGACCUUGAAUCCUUCGACUAUGGGUUUUGUCCUUAGUUACUCGCUUUCCUUGACUGGUACUUUCAACUGGACUGUCCGUCAAUGGGCAGAAAUGGAAAAUAACUUCAACUCUGUGGAGCGAUUGUGGUUCUAUACCAAGGAGAUUGAUCAAGAAGCGCCUGCAAAGUUGACUGAUUCGAAGCCGCCGUCUGCCUGGCCUACCAAAGGAGACAUUUCAAUGCGAAAUGUGGUGUUUAGAUAUCGAAAGGGCCUUCCUGCCGUCCUCCAUAACUUGAGUCUAGAUAUCAAGGGAGGCGAAAAAAUCGGUGUUGUUGGAAGAACAGGAUCUGGAAAAUCCACUAUCAUGAUUGCACUUUUCAGACUGGUUGAACUAGCCGAAGGACAAAUCUUCAUCGACGAUGUUGACAUCUCGAAAAUGGGCCUAUAUGACCUUCGCACCAGACUUGCCAUCAUUCCCCAAGACCCUGUAUUGUUUCAUGGAACCAUUCGUUUGAACUUGGAUCCCUUCCAAAAGCAUACCGAUCAAGAGUUGUGGAGUGCAUUAGAACGUUCCGAUUUGAAGCAUUACAUCUCUACAUGCCCUGGUGGUUUAGAUGCGGAUGUCUCAGAAGGUGGCGAAAACUUGUCAGUUGGACAGCGCCAAUUGCUUUGUCUGGCCCGUGCCAUGCUUACUAAGGCUCGCAUUAUUGUUAUGGAUGAAGCUACCGCCUCCGUCGAUGUCAAGACUGACGCGUUUUUGCAAAAAGCACUUCGUAUUGACUUCAAGAAUUGUACCCUGCUCACAAUCGCCCAUCGCCUGAACACCAUCAUUGAUUACGACAGAGUUUUAGUUCUUGAUAACGGUGUGAUCAAGGAGUUGGACUCACCCCACAAUUUGCUAUCCGACCCCAACUCUGCAUUUUCAUCCAUGAUUGACGAAACCGGUCCAUCGAACGCUGUUCUAUUGCGUAGAUUGGCAAAGGAUGCUCAAGAAGGCAGAUUUAAUAUUGAAGACCUUGACCAAUUGGUUGCUCAAGAGCAAGAAGAAGAUAUUGAAGAAGGCUUCACUGUGAACGACAAUGCCAAGCUAAAGAGGAAGAAUUAGAUACCCAAAGGUUGAUUAUC